AUGGCUGAGCAAGGAUCUUCAUCUUCAUCGUCUUCGAUAUUAUCAAAAAUUAAGACGGAGGAGGUGGACGCUCCUCUUCAUUUAUUUGGUUUUGAGUUUGAAGUGUUGUCUCCCAACAAGGUCUCCGGUCGCCUCCUCAUCACCCCCAACUGUUGUCAGGCAUUCAAGGUGUUACAUGGAGGAGUGUCAGCUCUGAUAGCGGAGGCACUGGCGAGCAUAGGAGCCAUGAUUGCUUCGGGCUACCAAAGGGUGGCCGGAAUUCAACUGAGCAUCAACCACUUGAGGCCCGCCGAGUUGGGAGACCUUGUUCUUGCUCAAGCCACCCCUAUCAGUACUCUUGGCAAAACUAUUCAGGUGUGGGAGGUGCGAGUUUGGAAGACUGAUCCGAAUUCAAAGUCGGAAUCGGAGACAAACAAAUCAUUGGUAUCAAUAUCCAAGGUUUCCAUUGUGUGCAACAUGCCGGUGCCAGAACAUGCAAAACACACAAUCCAAACAUUCCAAAAGUAUUCAAAGUUGUGAGCCCCUAGUUCUACCAUGCAUAUAUGCUCUCAACGCCUAUAUGUGCACACGGAUCAAGAUUUUAUUUCAGCUGGGAAAUAAAUAGAGAAAAGAUCAUUUUAUUUUUAUUUUUAUUUUUUCACUAUUGUAAAAUUUCUCUAUAGGUACUAGAAAAUCUUUUAUUUUUUUUUUUCCCUUAAGUACAUCUUUUCAUGAGGCAUUCCAAAAUACCCAAA
Messenger RNA from Morus notabilis, 734 nucleotides. RefSeq names its product 1,4-dihydroxy-2-naphthoyl-CoA thioesterase 1. Lineage: Eukaryota; Viridiplantae; Streptophyta; Magnoliopsida; Rosales; Moraceae. Bases 1 to 519 code for a protein of 172 amino acids. Gene Ontology annotation, cellular component: peroxisome. The transcript has 3 exons. Gene Ontology annotation, molecular function: 1,4-dihydroxy-2-naphthoyl-CoA thioesterase activity. Gene Ontology annotation, biological process: phylloquinone biosynthetic process. The record is from RefSeq and is a predicted model, not a curated record.